CUCCUAUUCUUCUUUGUCCUGUAGAAAAAUUGGUAGUAACAAUAAUCCCCACAUUGUAUAUUCCAUAGCUACAGAAAUGGCAGAACAACAAAGCAGCGGCGGCAACAGGCAGAACAAAGCCCUCCUCAUACUGAACUGCAUCCUCCUAUCAAUCGGGAACUGCGGGGGCCCACUCAUCAUGCGCCUCUACUUCCUCAACGGCGGCAAGCGCGUCUGGCUCUCCAGCUGGCUCGAGACCGGCGGCUGGGCCAUCAUCCUCCUCCCGUUAGCCUUCUCCUUCUACCGCCGUCGCCGCCAAAACUCCGCCGCCAAAUUUUUCGAAAUAAAACCGUUCCUCUUCCUCGCCUCCGCCGGCGUCGGCCUCCUCACCGGCCUCGACGACUACAUCUACGCCUAUGGCGUCGCACGCCUCCCCGUCUCCACCUCCGCCCUCAUCAUCGCCUCCCAGCUCGCCUUCACCGCCGCCUUCGCCUACCUCCUCGUCAAGCAGAAGUUCACGUCGUAUUCCGUAAACGCCGUCGUUUUGCUGACGAUCGCAGGAGCCGUGUUGGCGCUCCACACGAGCGGCGACCGGCCCAAGGGGGAGAGCAACAAGGAGUACUUGAUGGGGUUCCUGAUGACGGUGGGGGCGGCGGUGCUCUACGGCUUCAUCUUGCCGUUGAUGGAGCUGGUCUACAAGAAGGCGAAGCAGGAGAUUACUUACUCCCUGGUGUUGGAGAUUCAGAUGGUCAUGUGUUUCUUCGCCACUGCUUUUUGCACCGUCGGCAUGAUUGUCAACAAAGAUUUCCAGGCUAUUCCAAGAGAAGCAAAGAAAUUUGAGCUAGGCGAGACCAAGUACUACGUGGUGCUCGUGUGGAGUGCAAUAAUCUGGCAAGGUUUCUUCUUGGGAGCAAUAGGAGUAAUCUUCUGUGCCUCAUCUUUGCUAUCAGGCAUUGUCAUUGCGGUUCUUCUACCAGUUACUGAGGUCCUUGCUGUUAUUUUCUACCAAGAAAAUUUCCAAGCAGAGAAAGGUGUGUCCCUUGUACUCUCUCUCUGGGGCUUUAUCUCCUACUUCUAUGGUGAGUUCAAACAAAACAAGAAGACUAAGAAGAAGCUCAUCCUAGAAACAGAAAUUCCUCAAAUUCAGAAUACUCCAAAAACAGAAAGAGAGAUUCUUAAUCCAUGAGAACAAAGUUGAAGGUAUUUUGUAAUUUCUCCCAUCAAUAAUUAGUGGGCUGUCGUACAAGUGUGAAAGAAAGGUAAAGUACAAAUUUCGUAUCUAUUAGUGUGUUUAAUUCUAUUUAUUUUCAAAAUAAGAGAAAAUACCCUUA
Molecule: messenger RNA, 1310 nt
Organism: Morus notabilis
Lineage: Eukaryota; Viridiplantae; Streptophyta; Magnoliopsida; Rosales; Moraceae
Product: purine permease 3
Exons: 2
Coding region: 77-1165 (362 amino acids)
Cellular component (GO): membrane
Molecular function (GO): purine nucleoside transmembrane transporter activity
Source: RefSeq, a predicted model, not a curated record